Messenger RNA from Penicillium cataractarum, 4497 nucleotides. RefSeq lists its product as uncharacterized. The coding region runs from base 1 to 4497 and encodes 1498 amino acids. NCBI's taxonomy places the organism in Eukaryota, Fungi, Ascomycota, Eurotiomycetes, Eurotiales, Aspergillaceae. The transcript has 10 exons. Gene Ontology annotation, molecular function: nucleic acid binding; ATP binding. The record is from RefSeq and is a predicted model, not a curated record.
AUGAAGCGUAAUCCCUUCAUUCAUUCGAGAAACUUCCAGCACUCGCCCAAAAGGCGCCGAAUUGACCCCGCGUCUGCUAGCUCUCACCAGGCCAGUAGACCGGGGUUCAUCGACCAGAGGUUGAUCGAGGGCUCACAGUGGCCGGGAUAUCCCACCUUGGUUCAGCAAGGACCCUCAUCAAUCCAGACAGGUAUCUCGUCAGGGCUUGAGGAGGACGUCCAUUUGGAUGCUUUCGUGGCUCACAUCUCUCCAGAUCUUGAACUGCUCGCACAGCAGAAGAACCGUAGCAUAUUCCAAUCGUCGAAUCCUGAAUCUUCCCAUCCUUCACCCGAAGAGGAGAUAUUUGCUAGUCCGAACUACCAAGAUGUGCUGCCGCAGAAGUCCCGGUUCUUUGACUCCUUCACUCACACAACACCUCUUCGUGGACUGGAAUCUAGCCAGACAGGUUCAACUUCUGCUCCACACUCGAGUCCUUUGAGGAUGAUGCAUCAAAGGAAGGAACAAUCGUGGCGGAGUCAAGGACAAUUGGAACCCAGAACCGACGCACAACGGGAUGGACCAGUCCAACACUCGCCACAGCAGCCGCUUACCUCUCACCCCAGUAUUCUUACACCCGCAAGUGGCCAUCGAAACCAAGGCAACCCACCAUUUGGCCAACUCCCCAUAUCAGUACGAGGCAUUGUCCUAGUCUCGGUGAACGAACUACCCGAGAAAUAUCGCUCCAUGUAUCCCUUCCCAUUAUUCAACGCAAUCCAAUCCAAAUGCUUCCACCCCGUCUACAACACAAACGACAACAUAGUCCUCGCCGCACCGACAGGAAGCGGAAAGACCGUCGCCAUGGAGCUCGCUAUCUGCAGACUCCUAAACGUCCUGAAAGACGAGCGCUUCAAAGUGGUCUACCAAGCACCAACAAAGUCUCUCUGCUCCGAGCGGUUCCGAGACUGGAGUACCAAAUUUGCAGCGCUGGAUUUGAAAUGCGCCGAGUUGACCGGUGACACGGAUCAUACGCAGCUGCGUGGUAUCCAGAGUAGUCAGAUUAUUAUCACGACGCCUGAGAAGUGGGACAGCAUGACGCGCAAGUGGAAGGAUCAUAUGAGGCUGAUGCAACUUGUCAAGUUGUUUCUGAUUGAUGAGGUUCAUAUUCUCAAGGAGACUCGUGGUGCUACGCUAGAAGCGCUUGUAUCGCGGAUGAAGAAUAUCGGAUCGAAUGUGCGCUUUGUGGCGCUGAGUGCGACUGUGCCGAAUUCAGAGGAUAUUGCUACGUGGCUUGGUAGGGAUGCGACUAAUCAACAUGUUCCUGCGCAUCGUGAGCAUUUUGGGGAGGACUUUCGGCCGGUCAAGUUGCAGAAGUUUGUGUAUGGGUAUCAAUCGCCGGGGAAUGACUUUGCUUUUGACAAAGUCUGCGGCACCAAGCUGCCCGAAGUCAUCGGCAAGCAUUCUUGUCACAAGCCUAUCAUGGUGUUCUGCUGUACCAGGAACUCAUCCGUCUCAACGGCUAAAGAGCUCGCAAAGCUCUGGACCGUGACCAAUCCGCCGGCUCGACUUUGGAAGGCCCCAGGAAAGCGCAUUGAAGCUAGUAAUGAUGAUCUAAAAGCAACGAUCACUGCCGGAGUCGCAUUCCACCAUGCCGGCCUCAGUGCCGCUGACCGACACAUGGUGGAAAAAAGCUUCCUGGAAGGGCAAAUUAGCGUCAUUUGUUGCACGUCGACCCUCGCUGUUGGCGUCAACCUACCAUGUCAGCUAGUGAUCAUCAAAAACACCGUUAGCUGGCAAGAUGGCGGAUGCAAGGAAUAUUCCGACCUGGAGAUGAUGCAAAUGCUCGGCCGAGCAGGACGGCCUCAAUUCGACGACAGCGCAACGGCAGUCAUACUUACUCGAAAGGAGCGAGUUGCCCACUAUGAGAGACUAGUUUCCGGAUCCGAGAGUCUAGAGAGCUGCCUGCAUUUAAAUCUCAUUGAGCACUUGAAUGCGGAGAUUGGUCUGGGGAACGUGACAGAUGUUCAAUCAGCGACCAAGUGGCUUGCGGGUACGUUUCUGUUUGUGCGGCAGCGUCGGAAUCCUACCUACUACAAGCUCAAGGAGGGGGCUAGCCAAGAAGAUGAGGAUGAGUUGCUUCGACAAAUUUGCGAAAAGGACAUCAAGCUCCUCCAGGAGUGUGGUCUUGUCGAGAAGGAAAAGCUUUGCUCAACUCCGUUUGGAGAUGCCAUGGCCCGGUAUUAUGUUCGCUUCGAAACUAUGAAAAAACUGCUGUCUCUUAAGGCUCAGGCAGAUCUACCGCAGAUUUUCGAUGUCAUCGUCCAAGCCGAAGAGUUCCACGAGAUCCGUCUCAAAGCCGGCGAAAAGACACUCUACCGUGAGAUCAACAAGGAUCCAGGGAUUCGCUAUCCGAUCAAAGUUGAUCUAGCUCUGCCAUCCCACAAGAUCUCUCUUCUUCUCCAAUCCGAGCUCGGCGCACUCGACUUCCCAGCCAGCGAUCAACUCCAGAAGCACACGUUCACGUUCCAACAAGACAAAACCCUCGUGUUCGCUCACGUAAACCGACUCAUUCGCUGCGUGAUCGACUGUCUGAUUGCCCGAGAAGAUUCAGUCGCCGCUCGAAAUGCACUUGAAUUGGCGCGUAGCUUCGGCGCCAAAGUCUGGGACCAUUCUCCGCUUCAAAUGAAGCAGAUUGAGCAGAUUGGUGUAGUGGCUGUUCGAAAACUGGCCGCUGCUGGGAUCACGGAUAUCGAGGAGCUUGAAGCUACAGAAGCACCGCGGAUUGACAUGGUUUUGAGCAAGAACCCGCCAUUUGGAGUGAAAUUGUUGGCGAGAUUGAAGGAUUUUCCGAAGUUGAGGGUGACUAUGAAAGUCGUUUCUACGGAGUCGAAGAAGGGAAUUGUCAAAGUUCGGUUUAAGAUUGACGUUGCUUUCAUGAAUGACAAGAUUCCCGGCUUCUUUCAGCGAAAGUCAGUCUAUGUUUGCUGCUUGACGGAAACAUCAGAUGGUCGAUUAGUUGAUUUUCGCCGCGUGGGUGCUAGCAAGCUUCAAGACGGCGUUGAUGCUACGCUGAUUGCAGACAUGAAUGCUACCGAUCAAUUCAUUAUCUGCCAUGUGAUGUGCGAUGAUAUCGCUGGAACUGCCAGGCGAGCUGAGAUCAAGCCUGAUCUGCCAUCGCAUCUAUUCUCGAAGCCCCCAUCUCGAGGAGCCCAGUCAGGAGCCGCAGAGCGUCCCACUUUGACUGAAACUCGUGGCAGUAUCUGGGAUAUACCCAAAAGCCCGCCUAGGCCUUAUGCAGCCCCAGAUACAUUCGAUGGUGACGACCUGCAAGCAGAGGAUUUCCUGAUUGUCGCGGAGAGCUCAAGCAAAACCAAGCAGCCAGACGAGUCUUUGAAAAUUCCAAUUGAUGACAAUGACUGGUUCUUGAUUCACGAUAGUUCCUCUUCCCAGGGAGCACCAGAAAAGUCGCAGAAACACGGCAACGAUUGGGCAGCAGCAAUGGACCAGCAAGAUUACGAUGACGAUGAGCCUGAGCCCAUCCGGCUCUCGAAUGGAAACUGGGCUUGUAGUCACAAGUGCCGAGACAAGACGAGUUGCAAGCAUUUCUGUUGUCGGGAGGGCCUGGAGAAGCCACGCAAGCCACGCAAACCCAGAAAGCGAGCGGCUUCGAACCACAAAGCAGGGAAACUCAAUCAAUUGACUCUCUCGGCUGCAAUCACGAAACGGGACAAGACGGCAGAUGUCGGGAAAGCAAAGAAGCCAGCGAAAGAGACUGCCAAGUUGACUGCUGCGAGAAAAGGGAAAGACUCCCUACAGUCAAAACCCCCGGAAUUGCCUCUUGCGAGACGAGUCUCCAGUCAAGGCACGACCAAUCGAUCUGCCAUGACCACCAAAGGGGAGAAGCCAAUGGAGCAGCCAGAGACGGUCUACAGUGACUUUGAUGACGAUAGCUUUGACGACUUGCCGCCUCUUUCCUACAUUCUACAAGGAUCGGGAUCAGGUAUACGUCCGGCAGAUUCUAAGCCUCGUCAAGAAAGCGACAACGUCUUUGAUGGUCCAACUCCCGGAGUCGAGCAAAAACAAGGAGAGAAUAAACCAGACAAGCCCCAGCUCCUCCAAACUCCCGAACCUCGAGACAUCAUCGAAAUCUCAGAUGACUCCACCCCCGAACCGGGACAAGACAUCUUCACUCAUCCCGAAGACAUCGGAAGCUCCAUCACCACUGCGCCUCCUCCAACUGCAAGUGGCAACCCGACCAACCAUUUAACCCGCAAUUCGAGGAGUUUCUGCCGAGCGUACGAAGCAAGAAUUCUUGAACGAGCCGAAAGAUUGCCGUCUCCAAAAUGUUUACUCCCCGCACUCAAUAUGAGACACACCCUCACCCAACUGGAGCCAUUGUCCGCUGUUGAUCUGACGUCAAAAGACCACGCGCAUCGAACACUGACCAACAGUUCAUCUGGCUGGGACGAUGUUGAUCGACUCUUGCUGGAGGAGUUCAAGGGCGUUAUUAAUCAUUAUUAG